AUGAGUGAGGCAUCGAAUCUCGCGGGUCUACUGUCAAGCAGUGAUACCUUAGACUCAACAGGAAUGUUCACCGGAAAUGAUAACACUUCUCCGCUUAUUCAAUUCCUCAACAUGACUGGACUAUUGAAAAUCCCGAAACUUAUUGUUCACCUUCUUGCCAUGAAUUUCGAAAUCAGUUUGCAUAUAUCAUCUAUUCUUAUAACGAUUGCAGUAAUUGCGGUGGUGAUACUACUAGUCAUACGAUAUAAAUAUCUCACUGGAUACUCAAAAGAUUUAGACAAAAAGAAGCUGCCUAACUUGAAAGGCUCCUCCACACGAAAUCAAGGGUCAGAAAAGAUACAAAAGUCGGCAAGUCUCUUUGUCGAAAAUCGAAAGGAAGAGAAAUCAAGCAAUUACCUCGAUGAGUUCCUCGCUGCAAUUAAAGUAUUUGGGUAUUUGGAUAAAGCGGUAUUUCACGAGCUAACGAAAAGCAUGACCACACAAAAGUUAUCUAGUGAGGAAGUGUUGUGUCUUGAUGAAAAGAUUGGAUUUCUGAUUGUUGUUGAAGGUGCUGCUCAAGUGUACACCAGGAUCUCGAAAAAGAGCUCUUUGACAGGCCAUCGUGACAACAUUAACGGAAACAAUUCCAAUGAUGAGGAGCUUCAACAUUUUGACGACUACGCAGAAAACGAGGAUUUCUUCAAACUUGGUGACCAAAGCUACCAGCUUUUAAAUGAAGUCAAAAGCGGUGCUCCCUUAAGUUCGUUGAUAUCGACCUUGGAACUCUUUAAGCCACGCAAGAGGGAUUCCCUUAUGAGUCCAAACGGGCCAAUUCUCACGCCCAACGAGGACAUGAGAAAUGGUGUUCGAUUAAACCUUGAUUACUUAGGUAAAUCGGCUGAAGCUAUAAAGUCUAGAGAUGAAUUAGAGGAUUUGGAAAGCACAGAGUAUCCCAAUAUUAUUGUUCGUCCCAAGAAAAAGAGGCACACAGACACCAUGACAAUUGCCAUUAUUCCACAUUCAGCUUUUGAACGGGUGCAAAUGAAGUAUCCCAAGGCAACUUCGCACAUUGUAAUGAUGGUGUUGACAAGACUAUACAAAGUAACCAUGAACACCAUUCACAAUUACUUGGGAUUAACGGGAGAGAUAUUCAAGGUUGAAGUUGAGUUGAACAAGUCAAUGAAUUUGGGGUUGCCAAGUUAUUUGGUGGAUGGGCUCGUUGAAAGAUUGAAACAAGGCAGUAAUAGCUCUAAAAAGCGUCCCAAACAGUAUAGACGGAGCCCCCUUGAACGAACAUCUUCGCGGUAUGUGUUGCUCAACUCAAAAGUGAAAAGCAACAAUCCAGGUGAUUUAUUGUCUUCAGUGCCAAUUUCUCGGGAUGAUCCAAACCAAAGAGUGCUUAAAGCGUCAUUUACCCUGUUGAUGGAUGAAAGUAAGAGACUAAACUUUACUGAUAAUAUAGAGGAAACAGAGGAGAACUCAUUAAGGAUUGCAAUAGUUGAAAACAUAUUCAAUUUUGUUGGUAUUGACAACGAAUCAAAUAACGUGUAUGAACAGAAUCCUUUCCUGAGCUUGAAUUCAUCUGCUAGUAGUUCGGUAGUAGGGCUCAAUAACUUUUCUGGUGGCUCUACUCCAAACCCCAUGUACCAUAACAUUUUGAAGUUUGAUCGCAAUGAGAAUCUCAUGAACACUAUCAAUUUGAAUCAGCUCCACAGGAAUUUAUCACCACCAGCAAGUCGACCAUCGGUUCAAAAGCCGCUCAAAAAAAGAACGGUUCCUAGUGAGAUGAAUAUCAAAGAUGCUUUUGCAAAGGUAUUGGAGUUGAAGUACAUAGAACCAGAUACAACGGUUGUGCAGCAGGAUUCAGUAUCUUGUGGGUUAUUCUAUGUUAUCGAUGGAUCAUUGGAGGUACAUUAUAAGGACUCCGAAAAAUACGGGCAACACACAACCUCGAAAUAUGUCUACUCGGUCAAUCCCGGAGGUGUCGCUGGAUACUUGUCAUGUGUGGUUGGAUUCCGCUCCCUAGUUUCGAUAAAAACUCCCAAAAAGUCUGGCGCAGUAGUGGCAUUCAUUGCAAAGAAUGACUACAAUAAAUUGCUUGAUAAGUUUUACUUCUUACAAUUACCUGUUGCGAUCAAGUUGAAGAACCUUUUGCCAAAGGAGAUUCUAACUAUUGAUUAUGCGCUUGAGUGGUGCCAUAUCCCAGCCGGUAAUGUUUUAUGUUCGCAAGGUGAUUUGGCCAAUGGGUUCCACGUGGUGCUCAGUGGUCGUUUUAGGGUUGUCAAACGAAGCGAAAAGAAAGGAUCAGACAACGAUGAAGUUGAGGUGUUAGGUGAAUAUGGACAUGGUGAAUCUAUCGGUGAGGUAGAAGUGUUGACCGCUUCAAGAAGAACCAAUUCACUUAUCGCUGUGAGAGACUCGGAAACUGCUAGAAUCCCGAGAACAUUGUUUGAGCUACUUUCGUUUCAAAAUCCCGCGAUCAUGGUGAAAGUCUCACGUUUGGUGGCAGCAAAAGUACUUUCAUCGGAAAAGAAUGUUGUACAAUCCGCACACAAUUUCAUAACAUCCUCAAGCAGUGAAAACUUUAUUUCGGCCGACUACAAGACAAUUACGAUUCUUCCCACUGUGUCAGGAUUACCAGUUAGAGAAUUUGCAGAUAAAUUGGUGCAUGCGUUGAGAGCUAUUGGUCGUAAUGUCAUGGCUUUGGACCAAGCGCUGACUUUGACGCAUUUGGGAAGACAUGCGUUUGAUGAGAGCUUAGCACGUUUAAAAUUGUCUGGAUACUUUGCCUAUUUGGAAGAAGAGUACGAAACUAUUGUCUAUGUUUGCGACUCACCUGUUCAAUCACAUUGGACAUCUGCAUGUAUAUCUCAAGGAGACUGUAUAUUAUUGUUGGCUGAUGCAGACGAUGAAGUUACUGCCACAUCAAUUGGGGAAUAUGAACAGUUGUUGAUAAAGUUAAAGACAACUGCGCGAACUGAUUUGUGUUUGAUUCAUCCGGACAAGUAUGUUGUAUCUGGAUCUACUGGCCAAUGGUUGAAAAAUAGAGUUUGGGUGCAAGGUCACCACCAUGUUCAAAUGAACAUAGAGAAACACAAUGAAUCAUUGGGCCCCAGCAAGAAAUCAUUCAUCAGCGACUUGGCUGCCAAAUUUUCCCAAAACAAUUUGAUCAUCUCCAAGUUUGAAGAAGCCACGACAAGAGCUAUCAAACGAAUUCGCAGAGAUCAGCAUGAGGAUAUUACGUUAAAGUCCCACAAAAAUGACUUCCUACGUCUUGCAAGAAUUUUGUCGAACGAAGCUGUCGGAUUGGUCUUGGGAGGCGGUGGAUCGAGAGGAAUUGCCCAUGUUGGUGUCGUUACCGCAUUAGAGAGGCAUGGUAUUCCUGUCGAUUUGAUUGGUGGAACAUCCAUAGGCUCCUUUGUUGGGGGUUUAUACGCGAGAGAUUAUAACAUAGUUUCCAUAUAUGGUCGAGCAAAGAAAUUCUCCAAGAGAAUUGCAUCGUUAUGGAGAAUGGUUUUCGAUUUGACGUAUCCAGUGACAUCGUACAUCACUGGUUACGAAUUCAACAGAGGUAUCUGGAAAGUAUUUGGGUUUGUUGAGAUUGAAGAUUUCUGGGUCAAGUAUUUUUGCAAUUCGACAAAUAUUACAAAUUCAACAAUGGACAUUCAUGAAUCUGGUUAUGCCUGGAGGUUCAUCAGGGCUUCGAUGUCGUUGGCAGGAUUGCUUCCACCUAUAGCAUUUAAAGGCUGUAUGCUUUUGGACGGUGGGUACUUGGAUAAUUUACCAGUGAUGGAAAUGAAGCGUCGUGGAGCUAAACACAUAAUUGCUGUGGAUGUAGGAUCAGCUGAUGACAGAACCCCAAUGAACUAUGGUGAUACGUUGAGUGGGUUUUGGGUACUUUUCAAUAAAUGGAACCCAUUCUCAAAACACCCCAAUGUGCCCAACAUGAUGGAUAUACAAAUGAGAUUAGCUUAUGUUGCUAGUGUCAAUGCUUUAGAAGAGGCAAAAAGAGCUCCUGGUGUUUACUAUUUGCGACCACCUAUUGACAAUUACGCUACUUUGGAUUUUGGAAAAUUUGAUGAAAUCUAUCAAGUUGGUUUAGGAUAUGCCGAUAAAGUGUUUACCGAAUGGGAGAAUAAGAAAGCGUUGCCAGAAAUUGCUGGAUUCGUCAAUAAAAAUAAGAUGAAAGAUUUUGGAGAGAGGAAAAUUAUGUAUAGAAGAAACUCAAUUUAG
Lodderomyces orthopsilosis Co 90-125 is the source of this 4212-nucleotide messenger RNA. RefSeq names its product lysophospholipase. The coding region runs from base 1 to 4212 and encodes 1403 amino acids. Gene Ontology annotation, cellular component: endoplasmic reticulum. Gene Ontology annotation, molecular function: phosphatidylcholine lysophospholipase A1 activity. NCBI's taxonomy places the organism in Eukaryota, Fungi, Ascomycota, Pichiomycetes, Serinales, Debaryomycetaceae. The transcript has a single exon. Gene Ontology annotation, biological process: lipid metabolic process. The record is from RefSeq and is a predicted model, not a curated record.